Symbiodinium sp. CCMP2456 is the source of this 963-nucleotide messenger RNA. NCBI's taxonomy places the organism in Eukaryota, Dinophyceae, Suessiales, Symbiodiniaceae. The record is from the annotation of a GenBank genome assembly.
AUGCUGCGCAUCACACUGCUGAGCGGAGAAGAACUGACGAGCAUUGCUGUUGAGGAUGUGCGCGAUGUGAAGGCCUUGAAGCAGCAACUGAACAAGAUGUACGGUCUGCCACCGCGAUUCAGACAAAGUCUGCUUCACCACGGCCUGACUUUGGAUGAUUCAUUCAAUCUGGAUUUGCCGAUGGACCUGCAGGUAGUGCUCACGACGUUCGCCGAGCCGUCCGACAGCCAUAUGGAGCAGCUUAUCUUUGCAGCCAAACAUGGCUUCGUGUCCGAGGUUGAGGAGCUGCUGCUGCUCCCCAUGGACCCGGAUGCCGUGCCGUCGUUCCCAGCUGGCGACGAUCGAGUGCAGCAUAUGCGUACUCUCCGGCUUUUCGAGCCCGAAUUCAGCGAAUCCACAGCGCUGAUUCUGGCGGCAGGAAUGAAUCAUCCAGAAGUCGUGCAGCUGCUGCUGGAGGCUGGUGCGAAAGUGAACUGCGCCAAUCCGUGUGGAUGGACAGCACUGCUGAGUGCGUCAAAAGGCAGUGGUGCUCAGGUCGUGCAGUUGCUCCUAGAGGCAGGUGCAGACGUGAACCACGUGAUCUGCCCCUUUUGGGGGGUUGAGGACAACGAAUUCAACGGAUGCACGGCAUUGAUGCUCGCAGCAGAAAGCGGUCGCGCUCAAGUCGUGCAACUGCUCCUAGAGGCACGAGCCCACAUGAACUCAGCCAAUAAGCUUGGAUCGACGGCAUUGAUGGAGGCGACAAGAAACGGUCAAGCCCUAAUCGUGCAAAUGCUCCUAGAGGCAGGUGCUCGCGUGAACUCAGCCGAUGGGCAUGGAUCGACGGCAUUGAAGAAGGCCAAGGGGACAAGAAGAAACCAGGACCAAAUCUUGCAAACACUCCUGGAGGCAGGUGCUCAGACGGAUCUUCAUGGCGGCGAGGGCUACACCGCCCCAGAUCUGGCGAACAACACCUGGACCUAA